AUUUUUUAUCUCCCACUCCACAUCAUGUUUCAAGAUUUAAAUUCUCACAAAAUAAACGUCAUUGUGAAGUUCAAACUCUAACUUCUAAGUCUUAAGUAAAUACAAUGUAGUAAUCGAUAUGCAUUGCAUUUUGUUUUCAAGUACUUGUCACAGUUCUUCAUUACAAUAAAUCUGUUAUAAUCUCGUCUCAGUUCACUAAGUGUUCACUUAGUGACUAUAUUCUGAAAUACUAUUCAAUAUUUUUCUUAUAAGGAACACAGAAAAUACUUUAAAAUGAGUUUAAGAACAAAUACUAAUGAACAACGGUUAAAAACCGGUGGAGAAGACCAUUUACUUUUGCAAGAAAAUGUAGUAAAAAAUGGCAAUACUUUACUAUCCAUGAAUUCAACCAUGAAUUCAAAAGUACAACCAACUCAACAUAAUUCAUUCACAAGUGUUGCUUCUGAGCAAGUACCGGUUCGUUUGACUCCUGCAUGGGAAGAAACUAAUUUACCGAACGACGAACUUAACUUUAAAUCAUUCAGCAUGGAUGAUGCAGUAUUAGAGACUGACCCUCCAAAAGAUAGAUGGAACAUUGUGUAUUUAAUAUUAGUUCUACAUGGAAUAGGAAUAUUAAUGCCUUGGAAUAUGUUUAUAAAUGCUAAAUCUUAUUUUGUGGAAUACAAGUUGGGAGAAGAUUAUCUAGGUAAAGAUCUAUUUUAUGCUUCCAUUUUCAUGGCUUACUUGACUAUUGGCUCACAGCUACCUAGUCUUCUGUUCAAUUGGCUCAACAUAUUUUGUCCAAUAGGAGGAAAAUUGACAACUCGAAUUGUAUGGUCAAUUCUUACUGAAGUACUUUGUUUUGUUUUUACUGUUGCAUUAGUCAUGAUUAAUACCUCUCAAAUACCAGCUCUAUUUUUCUGGUCAACUCUAGGCAGUAUAGUAUUAUUAAAUAUGGCAAAUGGUAUUUACAACAAUUCUGUUUUUGGAAUGGCGGCUAAGCUCCCUACAAAAUAUAUUGGUGCUGUAGUUCUUGGUACAAAUUUGAGUGGUACAUUUACAUCUGUCGCAAACAUAGCAUCAAUUUCAAUAACUCCUGAUGCUCGAACUGCUGCUAUUUAUUAUUUUACUACUGCACUGUUUGUGUUGCUAGCCUGUUUUGAUACAUAUUUUGCAUUGCCAUUAAAUAGAUUUUAUAAAUAUCAUGAACUUAUUUAUCAACGACAAAUUGAAAAUCAAAAUUCAAAACAAAGUGGAGAAAAUGAAAAAGUUCCUUAUUGGCGUAUUUUUAAACAAGCCAGCCCACAAUUGAUUAAUGUAUUUUUUGUAUUCUUUGUUACUCUUGCAAUAUUUCCAGCAGUUCAUUCGGAUAUUAAAACAUCAAGUAAAGAUUUUCUUUUUGGAGAAACAUAUUAUACUAGUGUAAUGUGCUUUUUAACAUUCAAUGUAUGUGCACUUAUUGGAACAUAUUUUUCUACUUUGUUUUCUUGGCCAAAGCAAAAAUGGCUUUUUAUUCCUGUGGGACUGAGAGUUAUUCUUAUUCCAUUAUUUUUGGUUUGCAAUUACCACCCAAUUGGUGUUACAAGAGUAAUGCCAGUACUUAUUAAUAAUGAUUAUGUAUUUUGGGCAUUAGGAGCAAUCCUUGGAUUAUCUAGUGGUUAUUACAGUUCUGUAGCAAUGAUGUAUACUCCAAGCUGUGUUGAACCAAGAUACAGUGGUAUUGCAGGCAUGUUUGGAGCUGCUAUGCUAAUCACUGGAAUUUGUAGUGGUAUACUCUUCGGAAUGACAAUGCCAUUUAUUGUUAAACAUGUAUCUAUAUAAAAAUGUAUUAAAAUGUUCAAAAACUUUUUUUGUGUUUAAUAUUAGACUUACUUUUAUGUAUAUUGGUAUUUUAAAAAAUAAGACAUUGAUAAUAAGUAUGUUAAUUUGAUAUAGAUACAGGUGUAGAUCAUAAUUAUUAUCAAAAGAUAAAGCCAAAAUGUACAGCUUAAUAUUAUUAAUUUACCUAUUAUAUAUAUUUUAUCAUCCACAAUAAUCUAAAAUAUUUUAAUAAUGUUAAAUAAAUGUUUAGGGUAGACAAACAUCAUCAUUUUUCAGAUAAGCGCCCAUGUAUAGGUGUCACAAAAAUGUUAAUUGAAUAAGAAAUUAGUGAUUUAACGUGAAGGUAUAAUAAAAUAUGAUAAAUAUCUAAUUUCUUAUUCAUUAGAUUUUUCUAAGACAACCUGUAUUAGUUGCUCAAUUAUUAUACAUUAAGUAACAUACUUCAUUCAUAAUCUAGUUUAAAAUUUGAGGAAGUAAAAUUGCUAUAACUUUAUUAUAAAUGUAUUUAAGUUUAAUGUAACCUAGUUCUAAAAUUUU
Rhopalosiphum maidis (corn leaf aphid) is the source of this 2337-nucleotide messenger RNA. It is a transcript of the gene Ent2, whose product is annotated as equilibrative nucleoside transporter 1. The record is from RefSeq and is a predicted model, not a curated record. NCBI's taxonomy places the organism in Eukaryota, Metazoa, Arthropoda, Insecta, Hemiptera, Aphididae. Gene Ontology annotation, cellular component: plasma membrane. Gene Ontology annotation, biological process: nucleoside transmembrane transport. Gene Ontology annotation, molecular function: nucleoside transmembrane transporter activity. The coding region runs from base 274 to 1800 and encodes 508 amino acids. The transcript is spliced from 10 exons.